AUGGACGCACCACACAACGAGCUGAUGUCCGCUUUGGCGACGCUGCUCGAAGCUGGAAAAUAUUCAGACCUCACUAUUGUGUGUGGAGAGAGGCGAUGGGCCGUCCACAGAGCUGUCAUCUGUUCGCGGUCCGGUUUCUUCGACGGCGCAUGUAGCAAUCGCUUUCGAGAAGCCGAGACCGGCAUUAUUGACCUGAGCGAAGACGAGGAAGACGCUGUUGAGCAUAUGAUCAAAUAUUUCUACCACCUCGAUUACCUGGUCAAAUCUCGUCCGUCAUCUCCGCGUGCACGAGGAGCGCGCAGCCCUUCCCCAAGAAGACCUCGCAAGCUUAAUCUCGCUCUCGUUGAGGACCCGCUGUUGGCGCAAGCCGCAAAUACCACCAUUCCGUCGCACGCAAUACCAUUGACACCACCAGACGAGGCUGCCAGCCGGUUUGAGUCCUUAUCUCUAAACGAGAAGACCCCUAUGACGCCACAUGAGAUGGAAGAGGAGGCAGACGACUACUUCAGUCUUGCGAUGCCUGAGCAGGAGGUAGACUCAGCGGUGCCGCAUCUCAUCCUCCACGCCAAAAUGUACGCAAUCGCGGAAAAAUACGGCAUCAAAGGCCUCAAGUCUCUCGCCCGCAGUAAAUUCUCGACGCAAGUCGAACAGCAUUGGUCAUCCGCCGAGUUCCCCGAAACGAUUCAGGACGUGUACGAGACGACGGUUGACUCUGACCGCGGGCUACGCGAUAUUGUCGUUCAAACUUUCCGCGCGCAUCCCGAGCUCGCGAGGCGGAAAGAUGUCGAGGCGGUUGUGAAGGAGACGCCGGGGGUGGCGUGGGAUCUGUUUAGGGUGGGUUGGGGGAUGCCCGUUACCGCAUGA
This is a messenger RNA of Coniosporium apollinis CBS 100218, 864 nucleotides long. RefSeq lists its product as uncharacterized. The record is from RefSeq and is a predicted model, not a curated record. Lineage: Eukaryota; Fungi; Ascomycota; Dothideomycetes. Gene Ontology annotation, molecular function: protein binding. The transcript is spliced from 3 exons. Bases 1 to 864 code for a protein of 287 amino acids.